Cotesia glomerata is the source of this 2018-nucleotide messenger RNA. RefSeq names its product protein disulfide-isomerase TMX3 (gene Tmx3). The record is from RefSeq and is a predicted model, not a curated record. Gene Ontology annotation, biological process: peptidyl-cysteine oxidation. Gene Ontology annotation, cellular component: endoplasmic reticulum. The transcript is spliced from 9 exons. Bases 213 to 1508 code for a protein of 431 amino acids. Gene Ontology annotation, molecular function: protein disulfide isomerase activity. Lineage: Eukaryota; Metazoa; Arthropoda; Insecta; Hymenoptera; Braconidae.
AACAUAUAAAUCAGAAUCCACUGUAUGUUUUUAAUUUAAUAAUGUAUUGCCAGUGUAAUUUUCGACAAUGCAUUACUAUUCUACGAUAAUACAAAUCAAUAAUUCAUACAGAUGUUGAUAAAAUAAAUUUACUAACAAAUAAGACGUUAAGUUUGGUGUGGAUUAUAUUUAAUGAGCCAAAUAAUUAAAAUACUCUCCUAGUCUUCACAACAAUGGUCUCUUUACUAAGAUUAAUUUUUUUUACAUUUUUUUGUGCAUUCGUUGCUAAUACGGCAGCAUCCAGGGUUAUUGAAUUAAGCGAUAGAUUCUUAGAUAUUUAUAAGGAUGGACAUUGGAUGGUGAUGAUGUAUGCGCCUUGGUGUGCUCAUUGCAAAAGACUGGAUCCUGUUUGGGCACAUGUGGCUCAACAUCUUUAUGCAACUUCCAUAAAAGUUGGCAGAGUUGAUUGUACAAGAUUUACAAAUGUGGCUCAAAAUUUCAAAAUACGUGGAUUUCCUACUAUUUUAUUUUUGAAAGGUGAUCAAUAUUUUACCUAUAAUGGCGAUAGAACAAAAGAAGAAAUAGUUAAAUUUGCAUUGAGAUUAAGUGGCCCACCCGUUCAAGAAAUAACAAAACGACAAAGUUUUAACACUAUAAAAAAUCAGCAUGACCUAUACUUUUUGUACGUCGGAGAAAAAUUUGGACCUUUAUGGAACUUAUAUCAUAAAACAGCUGAUGCAUUUCAACCUUAUGCAUUUUUUUAUGAAUCUCAUCCCCAUGUUGUCGGUAAUCAUGCACCAGUAGAAAAUACACCGGUUAUUUUUGUCUAUAAAGAGAACUCUCAUUACAAUUUUACUGCUCACAAUGAAAGUGAAAUAGAAGCAUUAAAUGAAACGUUGUAUACUUGGGUGAAUGCUGAACGUUUUCCAACAUUCCCAAAAGUAACACGGGGUAAUCUUCAUCAGUUGUUUAAGACUAAUAAAAAUCUCGUACUAGCGGUAGUGGAAGAAAAUGCUGUUGAAGAUGUUUCACCCGAUAUGUUGGAGUUUAGAGAUAUGGUGGAGUCAGUAAUUAAGAAAAAACGUGAAAAAUAUCACGAUCACUUCCAAUUCGGCUGGGUAGCAAACAGCGAAUUGAUCAACAGCAUUGCUAUGACAGAAAUGCCUCUACCCAGUUUAAUAGUAAUUAAUACAAAAACGAAUCAUCAUCACAUACCUGACGAUGAACCAGGAGAAUUAACAGCUCAAGCUAUUGAGAUGUUUUUGGAACAUAUACGCAAUGAUAGUGCACCACGAUACGGAGGAAACCAUAUACUAGUGCAAAUAUAUCGAUCAUGGUAUGAAACAAAAUCAACAUUGAUGUCAAUGUGGAAAGGCAAUCCUAUAUUGACGAUGGUAGUGUUCGGACUUCCAGCAUUAUUUUUUUCGUUAAUUUUAUAUGGAAUUUGCUGUCCAGAUAUUUUAGAUGCUGGAGAAGAAGAAGAAGAUGAAGAAGAUGAAGCAGAAAAAAGCCAUAUGAAGAAAGAUUAAAAACAAUGAAACACAUUUUUAAUAUAUUGCGUUUAAGUAAUGAAUUUUUGUGAAUACCUCAUGAAAAAAAUGAUUGCCAUGUACAUUAGUGACAAAUUUUAAGAAUUUGUCUUGUAUAUUAUUUAAAAUUACUUCGAUAAUUACUCCGAAUCGCAUAUGGUUCUGGUAAUAGCGUAGUGUUUGUUAAUAAUUGAGACAUUUAAUAGAGUUAUGCAUCUUUGGUAUGGAAUUUUCAGAGGACAAUACAAGCGACAUUGAAUUAUAUAAUUGAUAUUAUUAAUGUCAUUUAUAUUUAUAAAGAUAAACUUUGUUAGGCAUCAUUUUUAAAUUGAAAUUAAUUGUUUGGUGUGUGAGUGUGAUUUGAAAGAAUUAUUUAUUUCAAAAGCUUUAUUUAUGAAAAAUUAUUUAUUUAAUGAGCAUUCCAAUCAAUGUCAUUUUGGAAUUUUAUAGACAAGAAAAAGCAUUUAAAAGAUAAUUAUUAUUAAAUAAAUAUGGAAUAUUUAAAAAGUU